AUGGCGACCACACCAGACUACCACCUCACGGGGACAUAUACCCGCUACUCAAGCUGGACCGCCCGCGUCGAGCUCAUCCUCUCCUACUUUCAGAUCCCAUAUACGAAGCAAUUCGUACCUCUCGAGAAGGUCCGCGACGUCUCAAUUUCAGGCCUCGUCCCCCUCCUAAAAUCCCACUCCUUGAACAUAACAAUAAACGACUCCCUCGCCAUCGCCGAAUACCUCGCGGAAAGCAACCCGCAUCUCCCCCUCUGGCCUCGCGACCCCGCUCUCCGCGCCCUGGCGCGCAGCGCAGCAGCCGAAAUGCACGCUGGGUUCGCGACACUGCGGAAUACAUUCCACACGAACUUUGUGACAAACUACGUCGGCGAGAUAGCCGUUUCCGAGGCGGCGAGCAAGGAAAUCGCCCGGGCGCUGAGUAUCUGGGAUUCGGCGCGGAAGGCGACGGUCAGCCGACUGAGGGCGAUUGGUGAGGAGGAGAGUGAUCAGGGAUUUUUGUUUGGCGGGUUUAGCAUUGCGGAUGCGUUUUUCUGGCCGGUUCUUUGGCGCUUCCGAUCGUAUAACCUCCCUCUCGACGGCGCGACACCCGAAGCGCUGAAAUGGAUCGAGACAAUGUGGAAUGAUCCCGAGAUCAGGAAGAUUAUCCACUGGUACUACCUGCAGGCUGAGGAUCCGGAAACGCAUAUUGCCAAGUAUAGUGGGCUUUUCGCCGAGUAUGGGGUCAAGGAGGAGAGGUUCCCAGAGGACUGGACGUUUCGUGCGUCGGACGUUUAG
Aspergillus calidoustus is the source of this 774-nucleotide messenger RNA. NCBI's taxonomy places the organism in Eukaryota, Fungi, Ascomycota, Eurotiomycetes, Eurotiales, Aspergillaceae. The record is from the annotation of a GenBank genome assembly.